Molecule: messenger RNA, 3252 nt
Organism: Knipowitschia caucasica
Lineage: Eukaryota; Metazoa; Chordata; Actinopteri; Gobiiformes; Gobiidae
Source: the annotation of a GenBank genome assembly
AUGGCUCCAGGUCCCGGUCGGUCCUACCUGCAGCAGGUGGUCCUGGAGAUCCUUGAGACGGAGCGAGUUUAUGUUGAAGAUCUGAAGAUGAUGGUUCAGGAUUACCUGGGACAUCUCAUUGACCAAUCAGAGCUCAGUGUGCGGGCGGAGCAAGUGGGGGCACUGUUUGGUAACAUUGAGGAGAUCUACGCUUUCAACAGUGGUCUCCUUGUGGACCUUCAGAGCUGUGGACUUGAUCCUGUAGAAGUUUGUCGCUGCUUCGUCCUGAAGAGUGAAGACUUCAGGAUCUACACUCAUUACUGUACCAACUACCCCAGGUCUGUGCAGGUCCUGGCUCAGGUCUUGAAGGAACCGUCCUGGUCCUCAUAUCUGUACCAGCGUCAGAAGGUCCUGCAGACCCCUCUCCCUCUGGGGUCAUACCUCCUCAAACCAGUGCAGAGGGUCCUGAAGUACCACCUCCUGCUGAGGCAGAUGCAGCUGCACUGGGACCAGGACGACGAGGGGGAGCGCAGGGGCGGGACCAGGGCCAUGGUGGAUGCCGCCGUUGUCUCCAUGACGACUGUGGCCUGGUUUAUUAACGAGAUGAAGAGACGCCACGAAUCCAGCGUGCGAGUCCAGGAGGUCCAGUCUCUUCUACUGAACUUCAAAGGUCCAGACCUGACCACGUUUGGUCACCUGGUUUUGGAGGGAACCUUCAAGAUGAACCAUGUGAGGAGCCACAGGAACCUGUUCCUCUUCCACAAGGUCCUCCUGCUGACGAAGAGGAGGGGGGAGUACUAUGUGUACAAGGAGCACAUCACGUGCUCUACGCUGAUGCUGAUCGAGAACGCACGUGACUCUCUGAGCUUCAGCGUCACUCACUACAGACGCCCAAAACAGCCAAUCACACUGCAGGCUCGCAGUCUGGAGGAGAAACAGCUCUGGUCCAAACACAUCAAACAGAUCAUUUUAGAACAUCACCAGAAGAUCAUCCCCCACAAGAGAAGAGACUUGUUCUUGGAGCAGAGUCCUUUCUGUCGUCUCCAGGAAAGUCCAGAAGAAGUCCUCAAGACGUCUCUUCACCAAGUGAGGACUGGAGGAGAACAGAUCAGGACCAGACCUGAACCAUUUGAGACCCUGAUCCCAGAACCAGACCAAGACCUCGACCAGAGGUGUGGACCAGAGCUCCAGGACUUUGAGGAACCUUCAUCCACAGACCGAGACCAAGGCCUUGGUCUAGACCUGGAUCAAGUCUGGGACUGUCAGAUCCUGAACUCCGAGACAGAGUCAGAGGAAGACCUGCUCUCAGAACCAGUCCUGAACCGGACUGAGACCGGACCAGAACUCGACUGGACUCCAGACCGGGAAAGUUCAAAAUCCAGACAUGAUCCGGAUAGCCCAGAUCAUCAGGAUCCAGUUUCUGCUCCAGACCUGGUCCCUGGUCCACACCUGGUCUCUGGUCCACACCUGGUCUCUGGGUCAGACCUGGCCUCUAGUCCAAUCAGGAGGCGGGACUCCAGCCUGUCCGUCAAAGAGCAACUGCUGAUGGAGAAGAUCCGGACUUUCUACGAGACCCAAGUGCAGACUGAGUCCAGGAUUGUGAGCCGCAGGGACAGUCUGGACCACAUCCCUCCAGGACUGGUCCAGACCUCGGUCUCCAAGAUCAACUCAGAGGCUCCUCACAACCUGGACUCGUCCCUUACCCUGGUCCAGGACCAGGAUUCAUCCCAGACCAUGGUCCAGGACCACGACUCGUCCCAGACCCUGGUCCAGGACCAAGACUUGUCUCAGACCCCGGUGCAGGUCCAGGACUCGUCCCAAACCCCGGUCCAGGACCAGGACUUGUCCCAGACCACGGCCCUAGACCAGUCCUGGUCUGAGGACUUGAGGCCCUGGUCUGAAAAGAUCCACAUUUGGAAAGAACUUGAUCGACAAAACCAGGUGAAGACCAGAGGAAGAACCCGACCAAGAUCGCCAUCGUAUAGCUGUGAGGCAGAUGAUGAAGAGGACCAGUCUCAGCCCAAUGUCCAGGUCUUGGUCCAGAGAUACAGUCAGCGCAUGAAGAUAGGGUCCAGGUCCAGGACCCGGACCAGGAUCCGAACUCGCAGCCUGAGGAUCCCAAAGACCCCUCCCACAGACCGGACCGAACCAGUCCAGACCUGGCUCUCUGAGGAGGACUGUCCAGGCCGGACUCACUCUGUGGACAGCGAUCAGAAAGAACGGGGGAGCUCCACACACAGAUCUCCAGAGGCCUUGGGACACUCUGUAGCUCUUUGUUGUGUUCCUAGUGAAGCCUGUCUUCAGGACAAUAUCCAAGACUAUGAAGAAUCUCAGAGGAUCUCAGUGGAACCGGAGACAGAACCAAUCAAGAAACAUCUGGAACCGACCAUGAAACAUCUUCAAAAGCAGAAGGCUCUAGAGAACCCAGAGUCUGAGUCCGAUCCAGGAUCAGGGGCUCAGUGCAGGUCUGAGGACUUUAUGUUUGAGGACUUCGGGUCUGAGGACUUCAGGUCUGAGGACUUCAGGUCUGAGGACUUCAGGUCUGAAAGCUUCAAGUCUGAGGACUUCGGGUCUGAGGACUUCAGGUCUGAGGACUUCAGGUCUGAGGACUUCAGAUCUGGGCCCAGCGUUCUGGAGACCACUCUGAAGUUUGAAAGGAAACGUUCAGAGACAUUCAGAGAAAACAGGAUCAGUCGUGAAGCUGAGGCCAAACGGUCGACCACCUCAGCGAGCCCAGGGUUCUCCAGGUUCAAGACCAUCGUCAACAAUCCGAACAAAACGCCAACAGAAGCAACCGGUCCAAAUUCUACCAAUCCAACCACAGCUUUCUCCAGCUCCACACACUCUGAGAACCACAAACCUACGCGACACACUCAGCUGAACCACUCUGACUCGACCAAGAAAAAGUCUCUCACUCCAAACCCAGAUCAAUCAACCGCAGCAUUCACCAGAUCCACAAACUCAGAGAAGCAAACGCCAACCACCUCAGCAAGCCCAGGGUCAACCAGGUCCAAGACCAUCAUGAACAGUCCGAUCAGAACACCAACAGAAGGAACCAUCUGGACCAACUCCGACCGGAAAGACUCCUCAGAUCAAACCACCUCCUGCCGUCCCAUCUCCAGCUCCACCUUUACGUACGCCAACUUCUGCCUCAGAAACACAAAGAACACAAAUCACACCCAGACAGCCUCAGCCCUCCCCAAGUCCAUUGACCAAACCGACCAAACGGGCCUCACCAGGGGAGGAGGAGAACCAGAAAGUCCAGGGAGAUGA